Messenger RNA from Sebastes umbrosus (honeycomb rockfish), 1485 nucleotides. RefSeq names its product INO80 complex subunit E (gene ino80e). The record is from RefSeq and is a predicted model, not a curated record. The transcript has 8 exons. Gene Ontology annotation, biological process: chromatin remodeling. Lineage: Eukaryota; Metazoa; Chordata; Actinopteri; Perciformes; Sebastidae. Gene Ontology annotation, cellular component: Ino80 complex; nucleus. Bases 139 to 843 code for a protein of 234 amino acids.
AGAGCAUGUCGCACAGACAGACUCAGUCUAGAGGUACCAAUGGGGGGUUUCAAGGAUAAAAACAAAACAAAUAGCUUUGUAAUUCAUCGAAAGCAUAUUUGCAUAUCUUAAAUACAUCUUGGUGCAUAUUAUAGAGAAAUGAACGGUCAAGCAGACGUUGAAGUUGACUACAAGCGUAAAUACAAAAACCUCAAACGAAAAUUAAAAUUUCUUGUUUAUGAGCAGGAAUGCUUCCAGGAGGAGCUGAGGAGAGCACAGAGGAAACUUCUCAAAGUGUCCAGGGACAAAAGCUUCCUUCUGGACAGACUGCUACAGUAUGAGAGGGUAGAUGAAGACUCCUCAGAUUCAGAUGCAACAGUUUCUUCAGAAAAUAGCGAAGGAGAAGGCCUCAGGGAGAGAGAAAGAGAACGAGAUGGAGCAAAGAAGCGAAGAAGUAGUCCCGGGGCAUGUCUUCCUUCAUCAUCCUCCCCUCAUCUCUCCCUGCUGUCCCGUCCUGGUCACCUACAGUCGUCAGGCUCUGGACCCUACCUCAACACCAUGCCCUUCCCACCAGAGUAUUUGGCUCCCCCCGCUGAACGAAUGAAGAAAGAGAGAAAAACAAAGACACCUAAAAACAAGAGGGAGACAACGGGGAAGGUUGUUGCCCCAAUGGCAGCUAAUUACCCAUCAGCCCCUGCGGUCCCUCCGGCAGCCAGCGGCCCCUUCAGCUGGGUUCCCAGACAGAUGCUUAGCGGAGACGCAGCUGAGGAGGAGGGAGAGAGUGACGGAGACAGCGACAGAGGAGAUGAAGACAGAGGGGAGGGAGACGAGGCUGAGCUGGUCAUUGACAUCCCCAAUGAGUGAGCCACAGUGUGUGUUUUAGAUGUAUUUAUAAGCAAGGAAUGGAGGGUGUGUACAUCUGUCUGUGUGAGUGUGUGUGAGAGCGAAAGACAGAAUGUGACUGAAUAUAUUUUCUGUAUUCAGGAGAGCAUUACACAUUUUCAAAACAAAAGGAGGGCCAAGCUCCCCCCUGUGGACUUUUGCUUAAUUGCAGUCAGAAAUCACUCUCAGAAAUAUUUCCUGGAUUCCAAUAUUAUGUUAGGAAUUUAAUCUGUGACAAAAUCCACUGCCACAGGGAAGAUUGGAUACUUUACUUUUUAAACCAUUUCAAGCUGCCUGCUGAUUAUUGUUUUGUCUGAACAGUCGAACUGUGACUACGACUAGGUGUGUCCUGCACAAAGAGAGCGUUUGUUUGUUAUUUGUUUUGCAUUGUCUAAACACCGUCUCAGACUUGGCUUUGCAUAAAUACUGCAAUCCAUUAAUUCUGUUUUUAGUAUGAUAUAGGUUACGCCUUCUUUACUUGUUACAGGAAGUUUUGUACUUCUACUAUGUUAAUGUUUUUUUUAACAAAUUGUCAAUAAUCAAAGCUACUUCGUGUUAAUUGAGACAUAUUAUUUUUGCACCUAUCAAAUUGUGUGUGUCAGAGAAUAAAAAUGUAAAAUGUUA